ACUAAACUUCUUGAGUAUCAAUGUGAACUUGUGAAAAGUGGUAAAACGCGAAAGUCGUAAAGCUGUGCGCCGCUCUAUUCCUAUGUCGUUAAAACGCAAAAUGGUGAACUCAAACAUGAACUCACUGAAAGUUAAAGGGCCAUUAUGGGAAUGGAUUCCCCUUCUCAAAAAAAGUAAAAGUGUAAGGGAUACUUCAGUGACUACAUGUAUGGACUGUAAUAGAAAUAUUUAAAACUAAUUACCAAGUAUUCAAUUUUAAGUAUUUAUUUAAGAAUCAAUCCUGAAGUGUAUCCAAGUUUUCUAAACUCGUAUUUGUCAAGGAGACGUCAAAGGGAUGUUUGAAGACAUGAGAGUAGUCAAGUAGUUUCAUUUGAAUAGCAAAUUUUCAAUGUAGGAACUAAAAAGUUUAAUGUCGUUUCGCAAACUCUUUGUAAUUGAAGAGCCUGGGUGGCUUAGAAUCCAUGUAAUACUACAAUAAGCACCUAUAGAACAUAGAAGGCUAGUGAGAUAUUAUGUUUCGAAUUGUGUCUUUGAGUGGAGCUGAAGACCCUGACGAUGAAGAAGCUGAGGAAGUAAUUUUUGAAGUCAGGUGAAAUUACUGGUUGUUUCUUAAAUCAGAGCAAAGUAAAAGUGCCGAGAUUGUAAAUGUCUCAGCGAGUGCGCACCUUAGUGAACUCGUUUGAAUAUCAUGUUGACGGCCGAGGGUAAUUUGACCUGGACGAGCGAACUGAGUACGAUAUUGCAUCAGGUUUCUUGCAACAGUACCUUUCUGGGCUGCACGGAAGAGUGCGGAACGACCUUGAGUGGAUACGAUCAUCUUUGUACUGCAGAAGCAGCAUCGUCAGCAACCCUCUUCUGCAGACCCUGUGAUUUCGGCAGCUGUGACUUCAACGUUUCCCUGGUCUUAAGUGGGUUGGAGAGUAUCGAGGGUGCUUUCCUCUCCAAGAUCCCUAGAUUUAGGGAAUGUAAUUCGACCCUUUUUGGACAGGUGUUUGAGUGUUCAGCAGCAGAAAAUGUGACAUCGGAAGAUCUGACUGUAACUUGCACACACCGAUCGCGAGCUGGGUCAGUAGUAAAGGGUCGACAAUUGGAUUGGAGUUUCCUCUUCGUUGCCGUGUUUAUUGUAGCUGGUGGUCUCGGCAACAUCCUGGUGUGUUUGGCAGUGGGCCUCGACAAACGGCUGCACAAUGUCACAAAUUAUUUUCUUUUGUCACUCGCCGUAGCUGAUCUUCUCGUCAGCCUCUUCGUAAUGCCUCUUGGUGCCAUACCCGGAUUCCUAGUCGUUUAAGGAGAGUGAAAUCAGAAAAAUAUGGGUUUCUCUUAUUGUGAAUGAUCAUGCAUAUUUGUGUGUUUGAUAUCGAUAACUGCAGGACACGUAAUGCAAUUUCGAAUACACUGAAUGUACGGUUUCAACAAUUCAAGGACUCUUCUUCAUACAUGAACAGUCGUGUAACCGAGCGAA
Belonocnema kinseyi is the source of this 1462-nucleotide messenger RNA. RefSeq names its product 5-hydroxytryptamine receptor-like (gene 5-HT2A). The record is from RefSeq and is a predicted model, not a curated record. Gene Ontology annotation, molecular function: G protein-coupled serotonin receptor activity; serotonin binding; neurotransmitter receptor activity. Gene Ontology annotation, cellular component: membrane; dendrite. The transcript has 3 exons. NCBI's taxonomy places the organism in Eukaryota, Metazoa, Arthropoda, Insecta, Hymenoptera, Cynipidae. Bases 689 to 1288 code for a protein of 199 amino acids. Gene Ontology annotation, biological process: chemical synaptic transmission; serotonin receptor signaling pathway; G protein-coupled receptor signaling pathway, coupled to cyclic nucleotide second messenger.